Molecule: messenger RNA, 4179 nt
Organism: Plasmodium vinckei vinckei
Lineage: Eukaryota; Apicomplexa; Aconoidasida; Haemosporida; Plasmodiidae
Product: conserved Plasmodium protein, unknown function
Exons: 1
Coding region: 1-4179 (1392 amino acids)
Source: RefSeq, a predicted model, not a curated record
AUGGAUAAUGGGAAAAAUAAAUUCAACGAGCGACUCUUGAAUGAGUUCGAAAAUCUUAAGGGUUAUGACACAAUUUGCGAUGUUUUGUCAUAUUGCCUAAAAAAUAAACAACCAAACAAAUACAAGGAAGGAAAAAUAAUCAAAAAUAAAUAUCUAUAUAAACUAAUUGAAUCGAAAUAUGUAAAUAACAUUUUCUGUGAAUUAUUUCUUAACAAAAAAUCUGCGAAAAAAUUUGCAAAUAAUACCAACAUAUUUUCUCCAUAUUCUGUGAAAAAAAUCGUUCAAAUCAAAAAAGGAAAAGAUGAAGUAGAAAUAGAUCUAGAGAACGAAUAUGAAAAUGAAAAGCCAAAUGAUCCAGUUAUACUCCACCAUGAUAUUAAAACAGAGACGACAUACUUUUAUACUAGCGAAGGAAAUAAUUUUUAUAUUUUUUUCAAAAUUAAUCAUUAUAUAAAUAAGGAGUUAUUUUAUACUAAUACAAAUAAGUAUAUACCAUCUAUUUUUAUAUUUUUUUAUGAUAUUAAUAAUUUUAAUAAAAUAGAAGAUAAUACUGUUCCCAUUCAAAUUUAUAAUAAUGGCAAAAAUGUGUCUUCUAUGAAUUCCCAAUCGCUUUUAACCAAAUAUUAUGAAGUAUACAAUCAUUAUAAAAAAGAAAUUAAUGAUUUUUUAAAAAAUUAUAAUAAUUUAUUUAAAAAAAAUAUAAAAAAAAAAAGAGAAAUACCAAUAAAUAAUACAAAUGUGGAAGAACAAAAACUGAAAAAUCAAAAUUACAUAAAAAAAAAUAUCACUGAUGAACAACCAAAUAAAAUAUGUACAGACAGGCUUUUUAUAAAAGAAGAUCAAAAAAAAAAAAAAAAAAAUACACACACACAAUCUCAACCAAUAACAAAAAAAAUUGUUGAUCAUUAUGUUUUAUUAGCCAAUUAUGAAGACUAUAAUGAAAUAUCCUAUUUUGAUUUUAUCAACAUAUUUGAAAAUAUUUUCUAUAAAUAUAAUAUAAUCGAUUGUAAUUUUGAACAUAAUUUAGAGAAAUUAAAUAUGCUUGAUAAAAAAUGGAAUGAUAAAACUUAUGAUGAACAAAUAGACAUUUAUUUUAACUUCAAGGAGAAACAUAAAAAUGAUGGAACAAAUAAAUUAAGUGAUACAAAUAUUUUUUUUGAUAAUUUAAAAAAUGACAAAAUACAGUUACAUAAACAUCAAGGGAUUGUCUCUAUUCCCAAUGAAAGAAAUAACAUUAUAAGAAAUGAUCAUGACAUAAACUCAGGAGUCCACAUUUUAAUGAAAGAAAACAAAAAUUUUAAUUGGUGGUAUAAGUCAUAUUUUAUAUUUAGUUUAACGAAAAAUAAAAACAAUUUCAACCAAAUAUGUGCAAUAAAAAAUUUUAAGAAAGUUAAUCAUUUAUUGAAAAAAAACAAAAAUGAAAUAAUAAAUAAUCCCAUAUAUAUAUAUAGUACCAGAUCUAAAGGUGGUAACGAAUUUUAUAUAACAUAUAAUAAUGUCAAUAAAUGCUUUUCUAUUUUUAUGCCCCCAUUUUUAAUAUAUUUUAAUAAAGAUAAGUGGGUACUUUUUAAUUUGAAUGAAUAUAAUUCACAGGAUCAAAGAAAAGAAAAUUCACGUCUUAUGUUAAACAUUUUAAUUGAGCUAUUUCUUUCUAUUCGUAUGAUAUAUUUUAAAAAAAAAAUUAUAAGAAAACUUAAAGUAUACCUUUUGGAAAGAACAUUAAAGGGUUACGCACGAUGUAGAAUGGCUAGUGUGAAAAAUAAAAGUUUUAAUUGUAGAAAGGCUAGUAGCAAAUUAAAUGAAAAGAGCAACAUAACAUAUGAAUACACAUUUUACUCAGUGAUCGACAAUUUUUUUUUAGCACAAGGUGAAAAUUAUUUAGGGAAUAAUAAAUUAUUCAAAAAGAUUAAAAAGAUUUUAUUAAAAUGCGCUAAUUUUAGUAAAUAUGUUUGCUUUAAAUUUUCAAAAACAAAGGUGGAACAUAUUUGUGCUUGUAUUCAUGAUUUGGUCUCUUGGGCUAAUAAAUUCGAGCACGAAAUAUUUAAAAAUGGAAGGAAAGAACAUGUAUAUAUACAUUUUGUGCAAAAAAAAACUAAUUUACUUCCGAAUUGUAUUAAUGAGAGUUGUGAUAAAAGUAAUGCAAUUAGUAAAAGGGAAAAUACAACCUUCCAUAAAAUUUGUUCAUUCAAAAUAACAUCAUAUAAGGAUAAAAUAUUCCAAAUAAGUAAAAACAUAUGUAUGCAUUUAUUUCAUCUUUUUAAAUCAUUAGAGAAAUCAUUAAAUUGGGAUACAAUAUAUAUACUAAAACAUGCACAAUUUAUUUUAUUGCGGUUCCCAUAUAUAUGUUAUACCAUAUGUUAUAGUAAAAGGAAAGUUCAAAACUUAAAAAGGGUAUUAUGUAGAGCAUAUAUACGGUAUGGAAGUAUGUGGUUUUGCAAAAAAUAUUUGAAAAAUACACAUAAAAAUAUCUUAUAUUUAAUAAAAAAGAAAAAAAAGAAACUAUUAUGGAAUACCUUUCUGAAUAAGAAAGACAUUUUUUUGUUUUGGUACUUAUUAAAAAUCCAAAAGUUAUUAUUAUAUUUUUAUUUAUGUAUGAUCACAAAUUAUUGUGCAAAAAAAAGUUUACGUUGUUGUUGUUACUGUUCAGCUAAGAAGAAAAAAGACAUAUUCUCCAUAAGAGAAAAAGAACCAAAACAAGUUUCAUAUACAUAUAACAUGCUGCAUAAAACCUUUACCGAUUUAAUUAAAGAAAUUAAAAGCGAAAAACAAAAAAAAAAAAUAUUUUUACAUUUUAGAAAAAAUGCAAAUAUUAGCUGUUUGUGUAAGGUAAAAAGCAGUACAUUUUAUGAACAGUCAGAAAAAUCUAGCUAUUUUGAUUGUUACAAAAAAGCUAAAAAAAAAAAAAAAAAAAUAGCUUUUACACUAAAAAGUGUACAUAUGAAUAAAUACUUUUUAAAAAAUAAAAGAAAUGUGCAAAUUAUACAAAAUGGUAAUAAUAACCAAAAGGAAGAAAUAGUUAAGGAUACCAGCCAAACACAAAACAACAUACUACAAAAUGAAUAUCCCAUAGAAGAAAAAAGCUGUUUAAAACAAGAAAGUUAUUGUAACUUUUUCAAGUUGAAGAAUAUGAAAAAAUUAAUCAUAAAAUAUGGAGAUUGCUUAACUACAAAAAUCAAUAACGAAUUUAAUAGAUCAAAAAAAAAGCAUAUUUUUUUAAACGCAAAUAAAGUAAAGCACGAACUAGUAAAAAUAGCACACCUUUUCCAAUAUGAAGCGAAAAAUGUUAUUAACUUUAUUAAUAUGAUAUACAAAGGAACAAGCCAAACAACAUUUGAAAUAUAUACUAAGGAAAACCUCAAUGAUGAUAAAAAUAUACACGAUGAAAACAUUACUAGUUAUAAAAAUAAAGAAAGAGAAAAAAUGAAAGACAAUUUACAAGAAGUUAGUCAGACAAUUACUCUUUUACUGUCUAAAGAAAUACAAGUUAAUAAAAAUUUGUCUGUUUAUAAUAUAUCACCAAUAAUUUUAAAAGAAAAAAAAUCAUAUAUAAACAAAAAUGAAAAAAUAAAUUGUAAAAUAAUAAGAGAAUUUUUUUAUUCAUCAGAAUAUUCACUUAAUAAAAUAUACAAUAAUAGUAAUGUACAUAAGUAUCAUAUUAAAUUAAAUUAUUUAGCCUUUUUUAUAAAUGGACAUAUGACAUAUUCGGUUGAUAUUUUUUGCAACAACUAUGAAAAGCUAAAUAUAUCAAAAGAUAAAAUAUAUUUUUUAAACAUAAAUAAAAAUUAUUUAAUUAAAAAUAUAUUCAUUGAAACAACUUUGUAUUUUAUAGAGUAUGUUUUUUCACACAUACCUGAAAUUGCUACAUUUAUUAAAGCUAACAAGUACAAUAAGAAUAAGAGAAAUAAAAAUACAUUUGAUAUAUAUAAAAUAUUAUGCUAUGAAGUGAACGAAAAUGAAUAUAAACUAAAAAAAAAGAUUAAAAUAAAAAAAAACGGAAAAUUUGUUCUUAAAAUAUUUAUAUUCCCAAAGGAAAACAUCCUUUUUUUAUAUUCUUACGAGAAUAAGAUCAGUGAAAAGAUUGGCAAAAUAUGUAAUCCCAUUGUAGUUAAAUUUUUCAAACAAGAUAAAUACUAUGAGACAUUUUUAGAAAGCUCAUAUUUAGGAGUAUAUGAUAAUUAG